This is a messenger RNA of Drosophila novamexicana, 2177 nucleotides long. RefSeq lists its product as uncharacterized. Bases 1 to 1956 code for a protein of 651 amino acids. Lineage: Eukaryota; Metazoa; Arthropoda; Insecta; Diptera; Drosophilidae. Gene Ontology annotation, biological process: protein processing. Gene Ontology annotation, cellular component: plasma membrane. The record is from RefSeq and is a predicted model, not a curated record. The transcript has a single exon. Gene Ontology annotation, molecular function: metalloendopeptidase activity.
AUGUGCAAGCUGCAGUCGCUGUUGCUGCCAAUCUUCGCCAGCAUUGUAGCGGGCAAUGCCAGUCAGAGGCUGCCCGGCUACUUGGUGCGCCACAUGAACGCCAGCGCCGAUGCAUGCGUGGAUUUCUAUGAGCAUGCCUGCGGUGGCUGGGCCCAGGCGCAUGCCGCUGACGCUUACAACAGUCAGUUGGAGCAACUGGACUAUAUGUACCAUGAGCGGCUGGCAGCGUUGCUGGAUCAGCCGCCCUCCCCUGGCCAGCCGCGCUUUGUCCAGCUGCUGCGCGAUAGUUAUGCGGCCUGUCGAGCCCUCAACGAACGCUACGAUGUGGGGCGAUUUGUGCGCUGGCUGCGCGAAUUUAGCCACGUCGAUAUGAAGACCGAGCAGAAUGACUGGAGACCACUGCUCCGCUUAAUAAAGAACUAUGGGCUCCCUACACUGUGGCAGUACGAAACUGAGCGGAAACCAAUGUCGAAAUCUCUGAAGCUUAAGGAUGCAGAGCUGUGGCUGCUGCAGCUGCACCCACCAUGGCCAGUUCUAGUGGCUGAGCUUCUGGAUGACUUUCAGCCGUUGAAUCGCACGCGCUUCAGACAACUUUAUCACGCUCUACAACCGCUGGGCGUGCCACAGGGUAAGCUAUGGCUGCAGGUCAAACAGCUGGAGAACCAGCUAUUGUUUUGUGGCGUUAAAGAACUGUUUGAGGAGGCGCGCGAAAGCGAACACGACGAGGAGCAUGUGGUGAUGCCGUCCGCUUUAAACUGGUUGCAGCUAUUGCAAAUGUCAGAACUAUUGACGACAAUUCAGUUGCAGCCCCACGUGCGCUGUGCGUCCGAUAUGCUGGCAGCGGAGCCGGCACCGCUCAUCGCACGGUAUCUGCAGCUUCGGCUGCUGCACAAAUUGGACAAUCUGCCGGCGCCGACAUUUGGGCGGCAAGAGUGCGCCGCGCAGUCGCGCCAGCUGUUGACGCAUGCUGCCGAUUGGCUGCUGGAGCAGCAGCAGCCACCGGAGCAGCGACAACUCACGAAUGCCACAAUGCAUAAGCUCUUCGAGCAGCUGCGUCAGCGAUUUGAGCUGCGGCUGUUGGACAAUCGCAAUCAGUUCCGGCCCUCCACACAGCGUUUUCUGCUCGAAAAGGUGAAACGCAUGCGGCUACGCGUCGGCGUGCUGCCCUUGGGCAGUGCGGAGCAGCAGCAACAAACGCUUGAGGCGCACUAUGCACAGCUGCAGCUGAAUGCCAGUGACUACUAUGGCAAUCUAUUGGCCAUGCUGGGACAGGCCGAGCGCUGGGCGGCGGCGGCUGCUGACAGUGCGAUGCAAAUGGAAACGGACAACGAGCUAUACUUACUGCAGUCUGAUGGAUUUGGCAGCUAUGCCUCGCCGUUCUUUUUGCCUGAUAGUAAUCUGGUAAUCCUACCGCAAUCGCUGCUGGGUGCUAACCUUUACCGACCACAUCAGGCGGAGGUCUACACGCAUAGCGCGUUGGGCUUUCUGCUCGCGCACGAGCUAUCGCAUGGCUUUGCGCCCACCGAUGUGUUUUACGAUGGGCGUGGCAAUAAGGCAACAGGACAGCAAAAAAUGCGCCUGCUCGUCAAUCGGCGAUUUAGCAGUCACAGGCGUUGUCUGUUUCGUCGUCACGACCAAAUGGCCGAUGAGAAAUUUGCCGAUGUGAAUGGGUUGUACUUGGCCUAUGACAACUAUUUUAAGGCAAAUUACAACGCAACGCCCUCAAGUGCAACGGCUGACAACAGCAAUCCAUCUGAAGGGAGGCACACAGUGCAGCAGCAUUUCUUUCUUAACUUUGCCCAGUUCUUCUGCCAGGACGACCCGGAUCUGGAGGAUAGCAGCCUCCAUGGCGGUAGCCGGCAGCGAGUUAACGAUGCCGUCGCCAGCUCCAAGGCCUUUGCACGCGCCUUCGGCUGUGAGUGGACCCAGACACGGAACACCUGUCAGUUGUACUAGCUGAUGAAGGCUCUAAGCAGAUUCUGCUAAUUGAACAACAACAAAAAAAUAAUCGCAUAAAUACAGGUGUAUUAAAUACAAACAUAAUGAAAACGUCGCGAAAGCUUUAGAAACUAGCUACAUUCUAUGUGGCAUUUAUGAGAUGAAUUUUAUUUCAGCUUUCUGAUAACUAACCUAUGCUUUUAACCAAGGCAAAAAUAAAAAAUAUAUUUUUUUUAUAU